Messenger RNA from Aspergillus pseudoviridinutans, 2325 nucleotides. RefSeq names its product M28 family metallopeptidase. Gene Ontology annotation, molecular function: carboxypeptidase activity. The coding region runs from base 1 to 2325 and encodes 774 amino acids. Lineage: Eukaryota; Fungi; Ascomycota; Eurotiomycetes; Eurotiales; Aspergillaceae. The record is from RefSeq and is a predicted model, not a curated record. The transcript is spliced from 3 exons.
AUGAGGGAGAAAGCCAUGGCUCCCUCAGAGACUACUCCGCUCCUUGUUGUUAGCGUCGCUCCACAGCGAUAUCGAUAUCCCCAUCAUACCUUGCGGCGGGUAUGCAGCUUUUCCUUGAGCCUGAUUCUUUUCGUUGGCUUGAUCCUGUUCUUAAUUCCGUUUGCCAUCCUGCCCCGCGAGCACGGCUCUCUAUGGUCGUAUCUCCCCGGUGCCAACCCGUUCCCAUACGCGUCAUGGCCCAACAGUCCCGGCCUCACGUAUGAGCAGCUGCAGGCUGUCCUUCAGAGCACUCCAUCAGCCGCCAAAGCCCGUGAAUGGAGCAGUUAUUACACGGCAGGUCCGCACCUAGCAGGCAAAAACCUCAGCCAAGCUCUCUGGACCCGCGAGAAGUGGCAAGAGUUCGGCGUGGUGGACACGGAAAUCGUCGCUUAUGAUAUCUACAUCAACUAUCCUGUAGAUCAUCGUCUGGCUCUGCUGAAGAAGGACGGUGAUAAAAUCGAGGUCACUUUCGAAGCUUCUCUGGAAGAGGACGUCCUUGAAGAGGAUCACACGAGUGGUCUUCCCGAUCGCGUGCCUACUUUCCACGGUUAUUCCGCCAGUGGGAACGUCACCGCUCCUUUCGUCUAUGUCAAUUUCGGGACGUACCAUGAUUAUCAGGACCUCAUUGAUGCCAAUGUCAGUUUGUCGGGCAAAAUUGCUAUUGCAAAGUAUGGUCGCAUCUUUCGUGGGCUGAAGGUGAAGCGGGCACAGGAGUUGGGUAUGGUCGGUGUGAUAUUAUACGAUGAUCCUCAGGAAGAUGGAGAUAUUACGGAGGACAAUGGCUUCAAACCUUACCCUGAGGGACCUGCUCGGAAUCCCAGCGCCGUGCAGAGAGGAAGUGCGCAAUUUUUGAGCAUCGCUCCCGGUGAUCCCACGACUCCCGGCUACCCGUCUAAGCCCGGCUGCGAAAGACAAGAUCCCAAUAAUACAAUCCCGUCUAUUCCUUCCCUGCCCGUCUCCUAUCAGGAAGUGCUCCCUUUCCUAAAAGCGCUGAAUGGACAUGGUCCCAAGGCAUCUGAUUUCAACAAAUGGUGGCAAGCUGGGAAGCUCGGAUCGAAGGGUGUAGAAUAUAACAUUGGGCCUUCUCCAGAUGACGUUGUCAUCAACCUGUACAAUGAGCAGGAGUAUAUCACGACUCCGCUAUGGAAUGUCAUCGGUACCAUCAAGGGAGCCAUUCAGGAUGAAGUUGUGAUUCUGGGCAAUCAUCGUGACGCCUGGGUUGCUGGUGGAGCCGGGGAUCCGAACAGUGGAUCCGCCGUGCUCAACGAAGUCAUUCGCAGUUUCGGCGAGGCUCUGAAGGCAGGAUGGAAGCCAUUGCGCACUAUUGUCUUUGCUAGCUGGGACGGCGAAGAGUAUGGAUUGAUUGGGUCUACUGAGUGGGUUGAGGAUAUGCUUCCGUGGCUGUCGAAGUCGGCGGUUGCUUACCUUAAUGUUGAUGUCGCCGCGGCCGGGACCCACUUGCAACCCAAGGCGAGUCCGCUUCUCAACAAUGUAAUCUACGAGGUGACCGGAUUGGUCCAGUCGCCCAACCAGACAGUGGAAGGCCAGACAGUGAGGGAUACCUGGGAUGGCCGAAUUGCUACCAUGGGGAGUGGUAGCGACUUCACUGCGUUCCAGGAUUUUGCAGGCAUCCCCAGUUACGAUCUGGGUUUCAACCCUGGUCCCAACGACCCUGUAUAUCAUUAUCACUCCAACUACGAUAGUUUCGACUGGAUGGAACGAUUCGGGGACCCUGAUUGGCUGUAUCACGAAGCAUGCACUAAGAUUUGGGCUCUGGCUGCGGCUAAACUGGUGGAGACUCCUGUGCUUGCCUUUAACGCUACGGACUAUGCUAUGGGCCUCAGCACAUACUUGGAUAAGAUUCGGCCUGCGGCGGAGCGACUGCCUGGCCAUUCAUCGUUCGACUUUGGGCCACUGGACAAAGCGAUUGCGCGGCUCCAGAAAAGGGCUGCGAAAUUUGACGCCGAAGCCGCAGAGCUGACCUCGCAGUUGGACGAGAAUCUUCCGUGGUGGCUCUGGUGGAAGAAGGUGAGACUGUACUUCUUGAUCCGCGGGGUCAAUGACAAGUACAAGAUCAUUGAGCGCAAGUUUCUGUAUCAGCCAGGCUUGGACGGGAGAAAUUGGUACAAGCACGUCGUGUUUGCGCCUGGCAUCUGGACUGGAUACUCAGGCGCGACAUAUCCUGGGCUGGUGGAAAGUCUGGAGGCAGGAGAUUUGGAAAAUGCAGAGAAAUGGCGCGAUAUCAUCCGUGAGCGAAUCGAAGAUGCCACGGACCUGUUGCAAUAA